Messenger RNA from Eurypyga helias (sunbittern), 1560 nucleotides. RefSeq names its product cell division cycle 23 (gene CDC23). Gene Ontology annotation, cellular component: anaphase-promoting complex. The annotation marks the transcript as partial. The transcript has 14 exons. The record is from RefSeq and is a predicted model, not a curated record. Lineage: Eukaryota; Metazoa; Chordata; Aves; Eurypygiformes; Eurypygidae. Gene Ontology annotation, molecular function: protein binding. Gene Ontology annotation, biological process: cell division.
GAGGAUGCUCGUGACCUGGAUGCCUACACAUUAGCCAAGUCUUACUUUGAUCUAAAGGAGUAUGACAGGGCUGCCUAUUUCCUACGGGGCUGCAAGAGCCAGAAAGCUUACUUCCUGUAUAUGUACUCUAGAUACCUGUCGGGCGAGAAGAAGAAGGAUGAUGAGACAGUGGAUAGUUUGGGACCUCUGGAAAAAGGGCAGGUGAAAAAUGAAGCUCUACGAGAACUGAGAGUUGAGCUGAGCAAGAAACACAAAGCACGGGAACUGGAUGGAUUUGGCCUUUACCUCUACGGCGUCGUGCUGCGGAAGCUCGACCUGGUGAAAGAAGCAAUAGAUGUGUUUGUUGAAGCUGCUCACGUCUUGCCUUUGCACUGGGGAGCCUGGCUGGAACUUUGCAACUUGAUUACAGAUAAAGAGAUGCUGAAGUUCCUGUCCUUGCCAGAUACAUGGAUGAAAGAGUUCUUUCUCGCACACAUUUACACAGAGCUGCAGCUGAUCGAGGAGGCUCUGCAGAAGUAUCAGAGUCUCAUUGAUGCAGGAUUUUCCAAAAGCACUUACAUCAUCUCUCAGAUCGCAGUUGCCUACCACAACAUCAGAGACAUUGACAAAGCGUUAUCCAUCUUUAAUGAGCUAAGGAAACAAGAUCCUUACAGGAUAGAAAACAUGGACACUUUCUCCAACUUGCUGUAUGUAAGGAGCAUGAAGCCUGAAUUGAGCUACCUGGCUCACAAUCUCUGUGAGAUAGACAAAUAUCGUGUUGAGACCUGCUGCGUAAUCGGGAAUUAUUACAGCUUGCGUUCCCAGCAUGAAAAAGCAGCCCUCUAUUUCCAGAGGGCCUUGAAACUGAAUCCCCGUUAUCUGGGAGCCUGGACACUUAUGGGACAUGAGUAUAUGGAAAUGAAGAACACAUCUGCAGCUAUCCAGGCUUACAGACAUGCAAUAGAGGUGAACAAAAGGGACUACAGAGCGUGGUAUGGCUUGGGGCAAACCUAUGAAAUCCUCAAAAUGCCGUUUUACUGUCUCUAUUACUACCGACGGGCCCACCAGCUCAGACCAAAUGAUUCUCGUAUGCUGGUUGCUCUAGGAGAAUGCUACGAAAAACUCAAUCAGUUGGUGGAAGCUAAAAAGUGCUACUGGAGAGCUUACGCCGUGGGAGACGUGGAGAAAAUGGCACUGGUGAAACUAGCCAAGCUGCACGAACAGCUGAAUGAAUCCGAGCAGGCGGCUCAGUGCUACAUCAAAUACAUCCAGGAUAUCUAUUCCUGUGGGGAGAUCGUGGAGCACCUGGAGGUGAGCACGGCGUUCCGCUACCUGGCCCAGUACUACUUCAAGUGCAAGCUCUGGGAUGAAGCCUCGGCUUGUGCACAGAAGUGCUGCGCCUUCAAUGACACUAGGGAAGAAGGCAAGGCCCUGCUGCGGCAGAUCCUGCAGCUUCGCAACCAAGGAGAAACCUCAUCCACGGAUAUUGCUGCUCCCUUUUUCCUCCCUGCGUCGUUGUCAGCCAACAACACUCCCACACGUCGUGUCUCCCCACUCAACCUGUCCUCUGUAACCCCAUGA